Molecule: messenger RNA, 473 nt
Organism: Adineta ricciae
Lineage: Eukaryota; Metazoa; Rotifera; Eurotatoria; Adinetida; Adinetidae
Source: the annotation of a GenBank genome assembly
AUGACGACGCUCACCGUCUAUUUUGCUUCGUUACCCGGAUUGUCAACAGCAGUAGCUACACCAACAACAUCAACACUCACCACAGCGAUUCCAAGUAUUCGGCCAAUUCCAAAACUAACACAAUCACUACCGAGAAUACCAUCACAACAUAUAACUUCGCCAAAAACGAACUUAAUGAAUCGUUCGCCGCCGCUCAAUCGAAAGUCUUCGAAACGUAAUAAAACAUUUUUUGAGAGAUUCAGUGAAACAUCAUCCUCCGCGCUCAUAUCAAAUCCUCAAUCUCCACCCCAUCAACAACAAGCACAACAACAACAACAGCAACAGCAAAUAACGGAUGCAUCUAAUCCAUCACUGGAGCCCGCACCACGACUACGUCGAAGAUUUACAUUUCGUCGUAGUCUACGCCAUUCAGUUCACAACAAAGGAGGAGAAACUGAUGAUGGUAUAAGGUCGGUUCUUGUCUGGUUCCGCUU